Erythranthe guttata (spotted monkey flower) is the source of this 1320-nucleotide messenger RNA. RefSeq names its product GDSL esterase/lipase At1g29670. Gene Ontology annotation, molecular function: hydrolase activity, acting on ester bonds. Lineage: Eukaryota; Viridiplantae; Streptophyta; Magnoliopsida; Lamiales; Phrymaceae. The record is from RefSeq and is a predicted model, not a curated record.
AUAUCCAUUUUGUAUUACAAAAUUAAAAAAAAUUAAAAAAAAAAUGGCUCCAACCAUUACAAAAUGGAUAUUGAUAGCCAUCUUAUCUAUCCUUGUUAUGAAACCCGGGAUAAUAUUAAUCCAGGGCCAACAGCAAGUCCCUUGCUUGUUUUUUUUCGGCGAUUCGCAGUUUGAUAACGGCAAUAAUAACCAGCUAAUCACAACAGCCAAGGUCAAUUAUCCGCCUUACGGGAUCGAUUUUCCGGAUGGUCCCACCGGAAGGUUCACUAAUGGCAAAAACAUAGCCGAUUUUCUCGCUCAAUUCUUGGGUUUUGCUAACCCAAUCCCACCAUUUACAACUGCAAGAGGCUCCGAUGUUCUCAAAGGGGUAAACUACGCAUCGGGUGGCGCAGGAAUACUCGACGAGUCGGGGAUAUUAUUGGGUGGUCGUAUACCAUUGAAUCAACAGCUGAUAAAUCAUAGAACAACGAUUGGUCGUAUUAGGCUUUUGCUCAUAAGAAAUCGAACAAUUACGCCCGAAAGUUAUCUGAACAAGUGCUUAUACGUCGUUAAUAUGGGCAGUAACGAUUACCUCAACAACUAUUUCCUUCAGCCGAUUUCCCCAAGCCGUAUUUUAUUCACCCCCGACCGGUUCGCGGCAAACUUGAUCCAACGACUCACUCAACAACUAAGGACAUUGUACAACUCGGGAGCAAGAAAAGUAGCGGUUUUCGGGCUUGGCUUACUAGGUUGUACUCCGCAAGAGCUGUCGAUGUUCCCGGCAAACGCAUCGGGGUGCGUCGAUUUCAUAAACGAAGCAGCGCAGCUGUUCAAUAACAGGCUGAAGCCUGUCAUAGACGAUUUCAACACCAAUUCACCUGGUGCGCAGUUUAUCUACGUGAACAUCACCAGCAUUUCAUUAGGAGAUCCUGCAUCCAUCGGUAUAACAGUGGUGAAUGCGGCGUGCUGUGUGGUGGAGGCGAGGAGUGGGCAGUGUGUAAGAAACGGAAUCCCAUGCAGUAACAGAAACGAAUAUGCUUUUUGGGAUAACUUCCAUCCAACCGAGCUUUUGAAUCUUGUUACUGCUUCUAGAUCUUUUAACGUGCUUUUGCCUGAGGAUGCAUAUCCCGUCGAUAUUCAGCGUCUUGUUCUGCAAUAAUUAAUGUUUUUAUUUUUAUUUUUAAAUCUAUAUUUCAUAUUUAUGCAAAUAAAAGUCAAACCUUCCUUGUUAGUUGGUCAAUAAGCUGAGUUGGAAAGCAUCAAGAAUUUGUCUCUAGUUGUACCUUGAGGUUGAGGGCAAUUAAUUAAUAAAAUUUGUUCCGUUGUGUUUAUUUAUUACGU